Molecule: messenger RNA, 852 nt
Organism: Candoia aspera
Lineage: Eukaryota; Metazoa; Chordata; Lepidosauria; Squamata; Candoiidae
Gene: PPM1L
Product: protein phosphatase, Mg2+/Mn2+ dependent 1L
Exons: 3
Coding region: 160-705 (181 amino acids)
Biological process (GO): positive regulation of canonical NF-kappaB signal transduction; peptidyl-threonine dephosphorylation; negative regulation of canonical NF-kappaB signal transduction
Cellular component (GO): cytosol; nucleus
Molecular function (GO): protein serine/threonine phosphatase activity
Source: RefSeq, a predicted model, not a curated record
CUUUCUUUUUCUUCUCUGUAGUCGGCAGCAGAAUACGUGAAGUCCCGCUUACCAGAAGUCCUAAAGCAACACCUUCAGGAUUAUGAGAAGGAUAAGGAGAACAGUGUGUUGUCCUAUCAAACCAUCCUGGAGCAGCAGAUUCUCUCAAUUGACCGAGAAAUGCUGGAAAAAUUGACUGUAUCCUAUGAUGAGGCAGGAACAACAUGUCUGAUUGCUUUACUGUCAGAUAAAGAGCUCACAGUGGCCAAUGUUGGUGAUUCAAGGGGGGUCUUGUGCGAUAAGGAUGGAAAUGCUAUUCCUUUGUCUCAUGAUCACAAGCCCUAUCAGCUGAAAGAAAGAAAGAGAAUUAAAAGAGCUGGUGGCUUCAUUAGUUUCAACGGUUCCUGGCGUGUUCAGGGGAUCCUGGCCAUGUCUCGUUCUCUUGGGGAUUACCCGUUGAAAAAUCUGAAUGUUGUCAUCCCUGAUCCAGAUAUCUUGACCUUUGACCUGGACAAACUCCAGCCAGAGUUCAUGAUCUUAGCUUCUGAUGGGCUAUGGGAUGCUUUCAGUAAUGAGGAGGCAGUGCGGUUCAUCAAGGAACGUUUAGACGAGCCACAUUUUGGAGCCAAGAGUAUAGUGCUCCAGUCUUUUUAUAGGGGAUGCCCUGACAACAUUACAGUCAUGGUGGUUAAGUUCAAGAGCAGCAACAAAAUGGAAGACCAGUGAAAGAAAGAAGGAAGGAAAGAAGGAAAGCAAGAAAAGUAAUACCACUCUUUGUCUCUCCCUUGGCGAACUUCUUCAUUUAAUCUUUACACUUCAACACAGUAGAGAGCUGUAGCAAGUAUAUUAGUAUUAAGAUUGUACAUCCAAAAA